Psylliodes chrysocephalus is the source of this 444-nucleotide messenger RNA. NCBI's taxonomy places the organism in Eukaryota, Metazoa, Arthropoda, Insecta, Coleoptera, Chrysomelidae. The record is from the annotation of a GenBank genome assembly.
AUGCUGAAAGUUCACCUGGAGAACAAAAUUCUAACAUUACAGACAGAGGAAGAUGCUGAUAGGUUAAUAGUAACCACAGCCAUUUCCAUAUCCUCUUCUUACGAAGUAGUGAAGAUCGUCGGCGAGGAUAUAGAUUUGUUGGUCUUACUUUGUGGUUUGUCACGAGAUGGAGGAGACCACAUCCUUCCAAGAAACAUACCAAAUAAUAGUAUUAUAUUUGUAAAAUGUGGGAGAGACAAAAACCCAGAUGUCACCUACUCGACAAAUUCCUUUAAGCAAUUAUCACAACCCGGAAUAGCACUGUUCCUUCACGCGUGUAGCGGUUGUGAUACAUCAGCACCUUUUGGCCAAGGAAAAAAUAAAUUUCUAUCGACAAAAAAAAAACAGCUACGCUUCGAACAAAACGCAGAGGUUUUCUUAAGCUCGAAUGCCACACCUGAGUAA